AUGUCGUCUACAGGCGAAGCCCCGGAUGUUGAAAAGGGUGCUGAUACCGCGGACUUUGCCCACCUUACCAACGAUGUCGUACAGAGUUUUAGCUGGCAGGAUGUCACUGUCACUGUCAAGGACCGCGCUUCGAAACAACCACUGGAUAUCCUAGCCAAUGUUAGCGGUGUCCUGGAGGCGGGAGAGAUGCUCGCCCUCAUGGGUCCUAGUGGCUCAGGAAAGACAACACUACUCAAUGUACUUGCUCAUCGGGCGGCCAUGCCAAAGGCAACUAUCCGUCAAGAUCUGAAGAUCAAUGGGGAGCCGACGACGUUGGCUACUUUUAGGAAAUUGAGUAGCUAUGUGGAACAGGAAGAUGCACUUGUCGGGUCUCUCACCGUCAGGGAGACGCUAUACUUUGCAGCUGAACUUGCACUGCCCAGUUCAAUAAGCAAAGCAGCACGUAAGGCCCGCAUAUCCAGCCUCCUAUCUUCCUUUGGUCUCCAGAACCAAGCCGAUACCUUGAUCGGAACGCCGAUCCGAAAAGGCGUAUCUGGCGGCCAAAAGCGUCGUGUAAGCGUGGCCAGCCAGCUCAUCACAAGUCCAAGGAUUUUGUUUCUCGACGAACCUACCAGUGGACUCGACUCCGCAGCUAGUUACGAAGUUAUGAAUUUCGUAAGGAACAUUGCGAAGAAGCACAGGGUGCUUGUCAUUGCUUCUAUCCAUCAACCCUCAACGACAACAUUCGAGCUCUUUGAUAAACUCAUGUUGUUGAGCAGGGGGAAAGUGGUGUACAAUGGCGCAGUAAAGGAGGUUGGAGAGUACUUUGCCGGACUGGAGUAUCAAAUGCCCCUAUAUACCAACCCUGCCGAAUUCGUCAUCGACCUCGUAAACACCGACUUCUCCACCGACACGACCGCCGCAUCCCAACGCCUAACCCAUCUCCACACAUCCUGGGCCACCUCCCCCGCCGCAACCACCUUGGCCUCCAAAAUCCAUACUCAGCCCUCUUCCCCACCCCUUUCUACGAUGCUCGCCACACACCAAACCGCCAAUCCAACCCUCAUCCCCCUCACCCUCAUCCACCGCUCCUUCAUAAAAUCCCACCGCGACAUCGUCGCCUACGGCCUACGCAUCGCCAUGUACAUGGGCCUCGCCAUAAUGAUGGGAACAGUCUGGCUGCGUCUCUCCCCCACACAAUCCAACAUCCAGUCCUUCACCAACGCCAUCUUCUUCGGCGGCGCUUUCAUGUCCUUUAUGGCUGUCGCAUACAUCCCCGCAUACCUUGAGGAUCUCGCCAUUUACGCCAAGGAGCGCGCGAAUGGGUUGUAUGGCCCCACGUCGUUUAUGAUUGCGAAUUUCGUCGUGGGAGUGCCGUAUCUGUUUCUUAUUACGAUUCUGUUUAGUGUGAUAAGCUAUUGGCUGGGUAACUUUCGGCCGACGGCUGAGGGGUUCUGGGUGUGGGUGCUAUGGCUGUUUCUCGAUUUGCUGGCGGCCGAGUCGCUGGUUGUGUUGCUGUCGUCGCUUAUACCGAUCUUUGUGGUUGCGCUGGCGGCGACGGCGUUUGCGAAUGGGUUGUGGAUGUGUGUUAAUGGGUUUAUGGUACAGCCGGAGACACUGAAUGUGUUUUGGCGGUAUGUUUUUCAUUAUAUUGACUACCAGGCGUAUGUGUUUCGGGGGAUGAUGGUCAAUGAGUUUGGGAAAAGGAACUAUGAGUGCGAGCGGUUAGUGGAUGGAGGAUGUCAGUGCAUGUUUCCUAGUGCGCUGCAGGAUCAGUGUUUGGUUGAGGGCAAGGCGGUGUUGAGUGUAUAUGGGUUUGAGACGGGAGACAUGGGGAAGUAUGUGGGUUACAUGCUCGUUAUUGUUGUUGUCUAUAGGUUGUUUGGUUGGGCAGUGUUGUGGAUGAGGAAGCAUUGA
Molecule: messenger RNA, 1896 nt
Organism: Bipolaris oryzae ATCC 44560
Lineage: Eukaryota; Fungi; Ascomycota; Dothideomycetes; Pleosporales; Pleosporaceae
Exons: 3
Coding region: 1-1896 (631 amino acids)
Cellular component (GO): membrane
Molecular function (GO): ATP hydrolysis activity; ATP binding; ABC-type transporter activity
Source: RefSeq, a predicted model, not a curated record